Molecule: messenger RNA, 621 nt
Organism: Aspergillus fischeri NRRL 181
Lineage: Eukaryota; Fungi; Ascomycota; Eurotiomycetes; Eurotiales; Aspergillaceae
Product: putative protein kinase
Exons: 3
Coding region: 1-621 (206 amino acids)
Biological process (GO): protein phosphorylation
Molecular function (GO): protein kinase activity; ATP binding
Source: RefSeq, a predicted model, not a curated record
AUGAAUAUGACACUCCUCGAAAUGAUGAGAAUGAAUCCGCGGCCGUUUGAUCUUCCACUACUCAAAAUGACUGUCAAGCGACUUCUAUUGGCGCUUGAUUUCUUGCACGCGGAGGCCGACGUUAUUCAUACUGAUCUGAAGACCAAUAAUCUGAUGCUCAGCCUAGAGGAUAGCUCCAUGCUGGCGGAUUUUGCGGCAGCAGAAUCCGAGAAUCCAAGUCCUCAGAAAAUAAUUGACCAGUCGCGUAUUAUUUAUUGCAGUCGAAAGUUUCGGAGACCUACCGGCGGCAGAAACUACGGUCUUCCAGUCCUAUGCGACUUUGGCGAGGCAAGAAUUGGCGGGACACAGGAAUCAGGACCUUUCGUCCAACCACACAUAUACCGAGCGCCGGAGAUCAUUUUUGAAAUGCCUUGGGGAUGCGCUGUUGAUAUCUGGAAUCUUGCUGGUCUUAUUUGGGAUCUGUUGGAAGGACAGCGUCUGUUUGGCGAUAUAUUCGACUCCAGAGGUGGCCAUGAUCCCUUCAAGCAUCUAGCGCUUAUGGUAGCCUUGGUUGGACCACCGCCGACUGCAUUUGUACGGCGUAGUGAGGCAACGGAGCAGUGCUUUGACUUGAACGGUUAG